AUGGAAUUUUUUUUUGUAAUAGAAAUCAAUCCUAAUCGUCUCACUAUUGAAGAAUUGAAGAAAAAGUUGAGUGAUUAUGGAAUUGAUACAGAUAUAAUAAGUGAUAAUAGAGUUGUAUUGGCAGAAAUUUUACAAAAUAUAUCGAAUGAUGAAACAUCAAAACAAGUCUCAGACAUGCUAUAUAACGAAACUAUUGACACUGAUUUGGAUUCAAGGCAAGUUUCAGAGUAUAAAUUAGAUUUUUUAUUAUCAAGUGGAUGGGCUUUAAAAGAAAAUCAGAGAUUUGGUAAAAAGGGAGGAGGUAAACGAAUGAGCAAAAAUGUUGUUUCAUACCUUGAGGCAUAUUUCUUGGCUGGAGAUAUAAAUAAAAGCGAAAAAAUAUACGGCUCAAGAAAUGCAGAAAUGCAUAAUGAACUAAAAGGAUUAGUAGAAGGAGGAAUUUUAGAAAAAGAAGAAAUUCCAAAAAUUUUCACAAUUAGUAACUGGAUUGCUCGAUAUCUAGUUAAAUGA
This is a messenger RNA of Rhizophagus irregularis DAOM 181602=DAOM 197198, 510 nucleotides long. RefSeq lists its product as uncharacterized. Lineage: Eukaryota; Fungi; Glomeromycota; Glomeromycetes; Glomerales; Glomeraceae. The record is from RefSeq and is a predicted model, not a curated record.